Messenger RNA from Drepanopeziza brunnea f. sp. 'multigermtubi' MB_m1, 1509 nucleotides. RefSeq lists its product as uncharacterized. The record is from RefSeq and is a predicted model, not a curated record. NCBI's taxonomy places the organism in Eukaryota, Fungi, Ascomycota, Leotiomycetes, Helotiales, Drepanopezizaceae. Gene Ontology annotation, cellular component: mitochondrion. Gene Ontology annotation, biological process: glycerophospholipid biosynthetic process.
AUGCCUGCUUUCGAAGACUCGAGCUUUGGCGUCGACGCCAAGUCGUCAGAGGCACAACUCGCCCACCUCCAGAAAGUUGUCGGCAAUGGCUCUUCAAACAGGUUUCCCGAAUCUCUCUCCGUUCCGUCAGAGAGCGGGUCAACGAACGGCUAUGGCACUGCCAACACUAUCGAAGUGCCCGCCUCGAGAUCCUCCAUCGCGGAGAGCGAGGCCCUGAUGCAUUCUCUGAGCAAGGCCCCAUCUCAAAGAGACCACAGGCAGUCUCGAAACAGCUUUGGAGCUUCAUUGCCAAUCCCAAGAUCCAAGCGUCAAUCGCGGCUCUCCACUGUAUCAACCGCAGAUGGCAAGCCAACUAGACCUGGGAUGCCCGUUGUCCAGCCAAGCCGCCACAUCCUCUCGAGCCAAGUCCAGGACAUGUUCGCGGCCAAAACCGCCGCAGCAAAGAACAUGGCCUUCGCCUUUGACAUUGAUGGUGUUCUCGUCCACGGUGAUCGUCUGAUCAAGGAGGGCCAGCAAGCCCUCGAGAUCUUGAACGGCCACAACGAGCUCGGCAUCAAGUUCCCACACAUCUUCCUCACCAACGGGUCUGGCAAAGUGGAAGACGCCCGAUGUGCGCAACUCUCCAAAAUCCUUCAGAACCCCGUGUCUACGGAGCAAUUCAUCCAAUCUCACACCCCCAUGUCCGCCUUGGCCGAGUACUACGAUACGGUCCUCGUCGUAGGAGGCGAGAACUACCAGUGCCGAGAAGUCGCCAAGCUGUACGGCUUCAAGAACAUCGUCGUCCCCAACGACAUCUACGCAUCUGACGAGACCAUCGCACCUCUCCGGGAGCACUUCACCCCCGAGCAGCGCAGCACCUCGUCCCCCCGGGAUUUCAGCAAGGUGAAGAUCAACGCCAUCCUGGUCUUCUCCGAUUCCCGCGACUACGCUACCGAUCUUCAGAUCAUCAUGGAUCUCCUGCAAUCCGACGAGGGUGUCCUCGGCACCAAGACCAAGGACCCAACCAAGCAGAGCAUCCCCAUCUAUUUCUCUCAAGGCGAUCUCCUCUGCCCAACGGAGCACCCCACUCCCCGCAUGUCCCAAGGAACCUUCCGUAUCGGUCUGGAGGCCAUCUACAAGGCCGUGACGGGCCACGAGCUCGAGCGUAUCGUGUACGGCAAGCCCGAGACGGCGACCUACAAGUACGCCGACGAAGUCAUGACCUCGUGGAUGGACACGAUCCACGGCGAGGAGAGACUGCCCGAGAACAUCUACAUGAUCGGGGACAACCCUCAGUCGGAUAUCAUCGGUGGCAACAAGUACGGGUGGAACACGUGUCUCGUGCGGACGGGCGUCUUCCAGGGCGGGGCGAACGACGAGACGAACCCGGCGAACUUUGGUGUCUUCACGAACGUCCUGGAGGCUGUCAAGGCCGCGAUCCGCAAGGAGCUGGGCGACGACUUCAAGUUCGAGUGGAAUGAUAGCAUGAACCCUGUGACGGCGGGACACUCGAUCUCUGCCAUCGAAUAG